UUUCCUUCUAAAGGUACAUCGCUCAGACCAUGCGCUCUCUGGCACUCCUCAUCGCCCUCGGCCUCUACUGUAUCUCGGUUUCCGCAAAAAUGCAGAACGUUACCGUAAAAGGUGUUACCGUAUGCAACAAGAAGCGAUUGGCCAAUGUCCAUGUGGAACUUUAUGAUAAGGAUACCUUGGACCCCAAUGAUCUCCUAGCCGAGAUGCACACCAAUGCCGAAGGAGAGUUCGAGCUGUUCGGACAGGAAGACGAGGUCGGCAGCAUUGAACCCUUUAUUCGUCUUACACACAACUGCAUGGCGAAGCCGGGUUGCACACGUAUCGGAGACUACAUCGUUCCUCAGUCGAAGAUCGGAGGCCUCUACGACAUGACCUACGUCACACUCGACAUCAACGUCCAUGGCGAGAGGGAGAAAUGCUAGAGUGGCAUCUUCUAGACGAAUUUUAUAUUUUUGUUCUAUCUAUUCCAUCGUAUGCCCUUCAGUAUCAUGUCUCGACAAAUAAAUAAUCUAUUUUUCA
Messenger RNA from Cylicocyclus nassatus, 519 nucleotides. The record is from the annotation of a GenBank genome assembly. NCBI's taxonomy places the organism in Eukaryota, Metazoa, Nematoda, Chromadorea, Rhabditida, Strongylidae.